ACAAAUCGCUUAAAGGUUGGAAAGAGGUAGAGUACGAGGUUGUACGUGACGCCUACGAUAACUGCAUAACAGUUUGUAAUAUGGAAAAUCUCGAUCCUUUGGGUAUACAUACUGGCGAGAGUAUUGUGGUAGCACCAUCGCAGACACUCUCCAACAAAGAGUACAACAUGCUGCGCAGCACUGCGUUGAAGGUGAUACGUCACUUCGGUGUGGUCGGCGAGUGCAACAUACAGUAUGCGCUCAAUCCACACUCUGAGGAAUACUACAUCAUCGAGGUGAAUGCGCGUCUUUCACGCAGCUCCGCUUUGGCUAGUAAGGCCACGGGCUAUCCGUUGGCAUAUGUUGCUGCGAAGUUAGCACUUGGAGUUUCACUACCAUCGAUUAAGAAUUCCGUAACUGGUGUUACCACGGCGUGCUUUGAGCCUAGUUUGGAUUAUUGUGUGGUCAAGAUACCCAGAUGGGAUUUGGCUAAAUUCAUACGCGUUAGCAAGAAUAUUGGUAGCUCAAUGAAAAGUGUAGGCGAGGUGAUGGCUAUUGGACGCAACUUUGAGGAGGCCUUCCAGAAAGCAUUACGCAUGGUAGAUGGCGCCGUAAACGGUUUUGAUCCCGAUCAGCAUCCAUUGUGUAAGGAGGAACUAACUGAGCCAACAGACAAGCGUCCAUUUGUGCUUGCAGCGGCGCUAAAGGCUAAUUACGGUGUUGAGGAGUUACAUCAGCUCACCAAGAUUGAUAGAUGGUUCUUAAAUAAGAUGAAACACAUUAUAGAGUUUCAUAAUACUUUAGAAGAGACCGGUAAUACACUAUCGAGCGCACAAAUAAUGCAAGCAAAGCAGAUCGGCUUUUCUGAUAAACAAAUCGCUGAGGCUAUUAAGAGCACGGAAUUAGCGGUACGUAAACAGCGUCAAGAGCUGGGCAUUAAACCUUUUGUUAAGCAAAUCGAUACCGUGGCUGGAGAAUGGCCUGCAGCUACCAAUUAUCUAUACCUCACUUAUAAUGCUAAUGAACACGAUUUAGAGUUCCCAGGCAGUUUUACGAUUGUGGUUGGCUCGGGCGUCUACCGUAUCGGCUCAUCGGUGGAAUUUGAUUGGUGUGCCGUUGGUUGUUUGCGUGAAUUGCGUAAUCUCGGCAAACCCACAAUUAUGAUAAACUAUAAUCCGGAAACUGUAUCAACCGAUUAUGACAUGUGCGAUCGUCUCUACUUUGAGGAGAUUUCUUUUGAAGUUGUAAUGGAUGUUUACGAAAUAGAAAAUUCUGAUGGAAUUAUACUUUCGAUGGGUGGUCAAUUGCCAAAUAACAUUGCCAUGGAUCUACAUCGCCAACAGGCCAAAGUGCUCGGCACAUCACCGGAGUCCAUCGAUAGCGCUGAGAAUCGCUUCAAGUUCUCACGUAUGUUAGAUCGCAAAGGCAUAUUGCAACCUCGUUGGAAGGAGUUGACGAACUUGAAGAGCGCCAUUGAAUUUUGUGAAGAAGUCGGCUAUCCAUGUCUCGUACGGCCCUCUUAUGUGCUCUCCGGUGCCGCAAUGAAUGUGGCGUAUUCCAAUCAAGAUCUGGAGACCUACUUAAACGCUGCGUCACUCGUGAGCAAAGAGCAUCCAGUAGUUAUAUCUAAAUUCUUGACGGAAGCAAAGGAGAUCGAUGUGGACGCCGUGGCGGCGGACGGUGAGAUUUUGUGCAUGGCCGUUUCGGAGCAUGUGGAGAAUGCUGGAGUGCAUUCGGGCGACGCCACUUUGGUAACACCACCACAAGAUUUAAAUCAGGAAACUUUGGACACAAUUAAGCGUAUUACACGCGAUUUGGCUGCACUGCUCGAUGUCACGGGUCCAUUCAAUAUGCAACUAAUUGCCAAAAAUAAUGAGCUCAAAGUUAUUGAGUGUAACGUGCGUGUCUCACGUUCAUUCCCCUUCGUAUCGAAGACAUUGGAUCAUGAUUUUGUGGCAACAGCAACACGUGCCAUUAUUGGCAUAGAAAUGGAACCGGUGGAGGUGUUGCAUGGCGUGGGCAAAGUUGGUGUGAAAGUGCCACAAUUCAGUUUUUCACGUUUGGCCGGUGCCGACGUACAGUUAGGUGUGGAAAUGGCUUCCACCGGUGAAGUGGCUUGCUUUGGUGACAAUCGCUAUGAGGCCUACUUGAAGGCUAUGAUGUCUACCGGUUUCCAGAUACCGAAGAAAGCCAUUCUACUCUCGAUAGGUAGUUUUAAGCACAAAAUGGAGCUGUUGUCCUCGAUCAGAGACCUGGCGAAAAUGGGCUACAAAUUAUAUGCUUCCAUGGGUACUGGCGACUUCUAUGCGGAACAUGGCGUUGAUGUGGAAUCCGUACAAUGGACUUUCGAUAAGCAAUCACCGGAAGAUCCCAAUGGCGAGCUACGUCACUUGGCUGAAUUCUUGGCAAAUAAACAAUUUGAUAUGGUCAUCAAUUUGCCAAUGCGAGGAGGAGGUGCAAGGAGAGUAUCUUCCUUCAUGACACACGGCUAUCGCACACGUCGUCUCGCUGUCGACUACUCCAUUCCACUGGUGACCGACGUCAAGUGCACCAAACUUUUAGUCGAGUCCAUGCGCAUCACAGGACGUCGCCCGGCCAUGAAGACUCAUACCGACUGCAUGACUUCACGUCGCAUUGUUAAACUGCCCGGUUUCAUUGAUGUGCAUGUCCAUUUACGUGAACCUGGUGCCACACACAAAGAAGACUUUGCCACCGGAACCGCAGCUGCUUUGGCUGGUGGUGUGACACUGAUUUGCGCUAUGCCCAAUACAAAUCCUUCCAUUGUGGAUCGUAAUAGCUUCCAGCUCUUCCAGGACUUGGCCAAGGCCGGCGCACGCUGUGACUACGCGCUCUACGUUGGCGCUUCCGACACAAACUGGCAGCACAUUGGCGAAUUGGCCUCACAAGCUUGCGGUUUGAAGAUGUAUCUGAAUGAUACGUUUAGCACGCUUAAAAUGACCGACAUGACAGUGUGGGAGAAGCACAUGCAAAACUGGCCGAAACGUGCGCCAAUCGUGUGCCAUGCCGAGCGUCAAACCAUGGGCUCGGUUAUACUAAUGGCGCAUUUGCUGGAUCGUCCUGUACAUAUUUGCCACAUUGCGCGCAAGGAGGAGAUUAUGCUAAUACGCGCUGCAAAGGAGAAAGGCAUACGCGUGACCUGUGAGGUUUGUCCACAUCACUUGUUCCUCUCCACCGAUGACAUACCGGCUAUAGGCGAUGGGCGUGCAGAGGUGCGUCCCGUUUUAUGUACACCAGAGGAUCAGCAAGCGCUGUGGGACAAUAUGAACUAUAUCGAUGUAUUUGCCACAGAUCAUGCGCCACAUACAUGGGAGGAGAAGAACUCUGAGAAGCCGCCACCGGGUUUCCCUGGUUUGGAAACCAUACUACCGCUGUUGCUCAAAGCUGUUGACGAUGGUCGCCUAACAUUAGAAGACAUACAGAAUAAAUUCUAUCGCAAUCCGAAACGCAUUUUCAGUCUACCCGAACAACCCAACACCUACAUCGAGGUGGACUUGGAUGAGGAAUGGACGAUAAAUAGAGAGGAAAUGCAUUCGAAGGCGAAAUGGACACCGUUCGAGGGCAUGAAAGUGAAGGGUAAAGUGCAUCGGGUUGUCUUGCGUGGCGAAGUCGCCUUCGUUGAUGGUGAGGUACUCGUGCAACCCGGUUUCGGACAGAAUAUACGCGGCCAAUAUGUACGCAAGUCGCUGAUGCUACAAUCCAUAGAAUCACUGGAUAUUUACGCCUCCACUGAUGGUCUCGACAAGCCGCAAGACCGUAGUACCGACUUCCUAUCCGAUUCACAGGCCAACGAAGCGUUCACCAAGCUAUUGGCCGAACCACCAUCGAAGGUGCAUUUCGCAGGUGACCCCAGUUUAUUGCGUCCUAUCUCUCCAUUGCCACGCAUACGCUGUGACUCAGCUAGCAAUUCGACGCUGCGUGAGCUGCUGCCUAAAACCCAUCCCAAUGCGCCGCCAAUCAGUCCUGUGGCACACAGCCUACUCAAUAAACACAUACUCUCCGUUGACAUGUUUAGCAAGGAGCAUUUGAAUGAAAUCUUCAAUUUGGCACAAAUACUGAAGAGUCGUGUCUCUAAAGAUCGUCCUCUGGAUGACAUUUUACGUGGCAAGAUUAUGGCAUCCAUUUUCUAUGAGGUUAGCACCCGAACCAGUUGUUCCUUCGCUGCUGCCAUGCAACGUUUGGGUGGACGCGUUAUCUACAUGGAUCAGACAAGUUCAUCGGUGAAAAAAGGUGAAACUUUGGAAGACAGCAUCUCUGUCAUGGCCGGCUACUCUGAUGUGAUUGUGUUGCGCCAUCCGGAACCGGGUGCAGUUGCACGCGCCGCUAAUCACUCGCGUAAACCGAUCCUCAAUGCGGGUGAUGGCGUGGGCGAGCAUCCAACGCAAGCGCUGCUCGACAUAUUUACCAUUCGUGAAGAAAUUGGUACCGUUAAUGGUCUCACCAUUACAAUGGUUGGCGAUCUAAAACAUGGCCGCACAGUGCACUCAUUGGCACGCCUCCUUACUCUGUACAACAUUACUUUGCAGUAUGUGAGUCCACCGAAUCUUGGCAUGCCAGAGGAAAUCGUACGCUACUUAGCUACAAAAGGUGUCCUACAGAAGAAUUUUAAUUCCAUGGAAGAAGCUUUGCCGACCACAGAUGUACUAUAUAUGACACGCAUACAAAAGGAGCGUUUCGCCACCGAGGAGGAAUAUAAGAAGGCAUGUGGUCACUUUGUUGUGACUCCUAAGCUGAUGACUCUGGCGAGUCGUCGCACGAUUGUUAUGCACCCGCUGCCACGCGUAUUCGAAAUCAGCAAAGAGUUCGACUCGGAUCCGCGUGCUGCCUACUUCCGUCAAGCCGAGUAUGGUAUGUAUGUGCGCAUGGCAUUGCUGGCGAUGGUCGUGGGUUCGAGAAGUUAAAUGCCCACAGCCAUAUUUGUCUACCCCGCCCCACAAUGCGAAAUAAAAGACAUUUUCUGUAUAGUUAAGUGUGUGAUUUUACAUAUUUUUUUUAUAAUUUGUGUAAUCUUUUAUAAACUAAGAAAAAUAUUUUGUAAUACAACUAUAAUUUGUUGGAAUAAAAAACAAAGAAAAAAUAUGAU
Bactrocera oleae (olive fruit fly) is the source of this 5080-nucleotide messenger RNA. NCBI's taxonomy places the organism in Eukaryota, Metazoa, Arthropoda, Insecta, Diptera, Tephritidae. The record is from RefSeq and is a predicted model, not a curated record.